Dioscorea cayenensis subsp. rotundata (Guinea yam) is the source of this 1000-nucleotide messenger RNA. Its product is annotated as vacuolar protein sorting-associated protein 28 homolog 1-like. NCBI's taxonomy places the organism in Eukaryota, Viridiplantae, Streptophyta, Magnoliopsida, Dioscoreales, Dioscoreaceae. The transcript has 2 exons. Gene Ontology annotation, biological process: protein transport to vacuole involved in ubiquitin-dependent protein catabolic process via the multivesicular body sorting pathway. The record is from RefSeq and is a predicted model, not a curated record. Gene Ontology annotation, molecular function: protein-containing complex binding. Gene Ontology annotation, cellular component: ESCRT I complex. The coding region runs from base 92 to 739 and encodes 215 amino acids.
UGUUUGUUUUCUCACAGUUCUACGAUUUCUAGGGUUGGAACUUCGAAGAUCUCCGAUCAAAACCCUAACCCUAAUCCACGCAUCUCGAUCGAUGGCUGCUCCCAUGGAGAUCCGGCUUUGGAACGACAAGAGGGAACGGGAGAUGUAUGACAGCUUCGCAGACCUUUACGCGAUCCUCAAGACGAUGGAGAAGCUGGAGAAAGCGUACGUUCGGGAUCUCGUUGGUUCCGCCGAGUACGAGGCCGAGUGCCUCAAGCUUAUCGCCCAGUUCCGCACCCUCACCGCGUCCCUCGCCGGCGCUGUCCCCUCUGUAGAUCGCUUUGUGGAAGCCUACCGCAUUGACUGCCCAGCCGCCCUUCAUCGCCUCGUCACAGCCGGCGUGCCCGCCACCGUGGAACAUCGCUUGCAAUCCGCAUCCGCCUCCGGAUCCGCAGCUUCCGCCGCCGUGGUUGCUGAGUGCACCCAGCACUUCAUCACCGCCAUGGACACCCUCAAGCUCAACAUGGUCGCCGUGGAUCAGGUGCAUCCUCUGCUGUCAGACUUGUCGAGCUCCUUGUUGAGGUUGGGAGGCAACCUACUACCUCCCGAUUUUGAGGGAAAGGUUAAAGUGAAGGAGUGGAUUGCGAGGCUGGCGAAGAUGAGAGCUGCAGAUGAGCUGACAGAGCAACAGACAAGGCAACUUCUCUUCGACCUCGAGUCUUCAUACAAUGCCUUCAUGGCUGUCCUCAACACCACUUGAUUAUGAACACAAAACAUUUGGUCUCAUUCCUCUUCAGUGAGUGACCUUUUUCCCUGGUUUUGGUUGUUCAGUUGUUUCUUUUGUGUAGAUAUAUGAGCUUAUUUUUCUUGGUGAUGACGCUAUACGAUGUAUGACAUUCUUUUGUGUAUAUUAUUUGAUCGUGUGGAACAUUUUAGUCCAAUGUAUCAAUGGCUAUGAUUUGACUGCUGUAUGGAUGAUAUUUUUGUGGUUUUAGAUGUACAAGAAAAGGAACUUAAUUUA